Eufriesea mexicana is the source of this 4722-nucleotide messenger RNA. Its product is annotated as centrosomal and chromosomal factor. The transcript has a single exon. Bases 1426 to 3117 code for a protein of 563 amino acids. NCBI's taxonomy places the organism in Eukaryota, Metazoa, Arthropoda, Insecta, Hymenoptera, Apidae. The record is from RefSeq and is a predicted model, not a curated record.
GAGGGUUCGACAGGACUUGGCUUUCAGUCGCAGCUCGGCAGUCUGUACGAGACGAUCGAGUUACGUAUACUACGGUGUGCAGUUUAUGUACAUAUACGCGUACGGUGCAUGUAUUAGUGCUCAUAGGCGCAGUCUCGCGUGUGCACGGGUAACCGAUACGCCGGACGAGUUGACACACGCGCAGCAAUGGCGUACCCCCUUGAAGAAGCCUGAACGUGUUCUGUCGUCGAAUAUUCCUUUGUGCCGCUGUGUGUGGUGUGUGUAAGAAGGACGGAUAAUCCGAAUAAAAGAUCGUACAUAGUAGUCGACGAUAGAGUUGCGAAACGAAGUCGACAUAUCAAGGUGUUUCAGGCUUGCCGAAACGAAAGAACGAAACGUUACGCCCAGCCAGAUCACGUCCAAGCUCCAUUGCUCGCUCUAAUAUACGAAUCGACUUUCCGUUCUCACAGACGUCAUUUAAGCUUCGAUAAGGAGAAAUUUGGCCAGAUGGAAAUUUACCAAAGCAGAAGCGUGGCAUUCUAGCAUUUAAAUGCAAACACGAUGCACGGAUGUAGCAACCGGAAUGAUAGGUGCAAAGGGUUUGUGACAGAGUGAAGUAGAUUAUCCCAGGGAAGAAGAAAUUGGAGGAAAGGGGAACGAAAAGAUACGUGUAUAUAGAGAAAGGAAAAGAAUUUCGAGGUAGGAAAGAGAGAGAUCGGAGAAAAACGCGUAGACACGGAAAGAUCACGGAAGGCAGAGAUCGAUGUUGCAAAGAAGCCGGUGUCGAACGAGUCAGGGCCGGUGGUGUACGAAUUCAUAGUCGGUUGUAAGCUCUUUACCUACGACUUUUUUCCCUUCCCUCUCUCGAAAUAUGCGAUAACGCUCCUUUGCUCGUGUACAUUGGGGGCUUCCGCCUCGAGGGCUUUCCUCGGUGUUGGAUAUAAUAGCUGAUUGGUCCAACCCUUGGAUAAGGCAACCCUCUCCCACAGUGAUGCGUCGUACCGUUCUUCCUCGCCUCGUUUCAAGGUAUGUCCAUGACAACGAGAAGUGCCAUAAUCAUUAAAACGAUCGCAGUGUAAAUAAGAUUGGGAGAAACAGAGCUAGAGGGAUAGCACAAGCGAGCGGCCAAGAGAAGAAUAAGAGAGCAGGAGGAAGAGGAAGAGGAAGAAGAAGUAGAAGUAGAAGAAGGGGGUUAGUAAAGGGAAGGAAAGGAAAGGGAAAAAGUGCCGGAGGAUCGCGAACUCGCGUCUCCGGCUGUGUGGCAGAAGAUCAGUAAUCUCAACGCUGGGCGAGACGGAGACCAGCGGAUCGUGGUCGUCAUCGGGGAGAAUAAUCACGAGGAUCCCACGAAAUGAGAGCCUAGCGUUCGAGGUGGGUCGUUGGUCAGCGGGCGUGCAAGAAGGGACGGUUCGGCGGCGGAAGCCUGGAUAGUAGGAGGUUUCCAACAUGGCCGCUGCCUGCUACGAGAAGGAAGUGGUGGUAGGUGCCGCUAUGCAUGGACACGGUCAUCACCAUCACCACCACCAUCAUCAUCACCAUCACCAUCACCAUCAUGGGAUGGCCGGUGGGUCUACCGGCGGCGGUGGCGGCGGCGCUGUGGCUGUAACGGCUGCUGCGACAGGCCCGACCGGACAGCAAACCGUCCUACCGGCCGCAUCGACCGGCAUCCUCGACACCACCGCUGCCGCUGUUACUGCCGUCGGCUCCAGCACCACCGCAAACUCCAAUGCGUCCGCGACCGCGACGGCGGCAGCUGUCGCGGCCGCGACGGCGGCGACGGCCGCGGCGGCAGCCGCUGCGGUUGCAGUCACCACCUACAAGGACUACAAGGAUUACUCGCAACCACUGCACGUGGACUGCAGCGUCGAGUACGAGCUGCCGAGUCAGGCGAAGCCACCGCCUGGCGGUGGUGAACCCCUUCUCAUGAUCCACCCGUGCUACUAUCGACGCGCCGAACGCGAGAGGAGAAGUCCUUUCGUCAACAAUCUACCACCGCCGGCGAACGCACCGAUCACCUCUAGGCGAAGCAGCAGGCGAAACGCCUCGACUGCCGUCGUCGUAGCCACCGCGGCCGCAGCCGCCGCUGUAUCUUCCACCUCGUCCGUAGUUGCAUCCUCCUCUACGGUUGCCUCUGUUUCUACCUCGACCGUGUCCUCUUCGAGUUCCGCUGUCGCAGCAGCAGCGGCCGUCUUAUCGGCCACCGCAGCCGUCGUCGCGACAACCGAUUCUGGAUCGAAUCUCGUUUCCACAACCGGUCAAAUGUCCGCCGCGGCCAUGGCAGCUUCCUAUCGAGCAGCGCUCAACGCUGCUGCCACUCUCUCCCAACAACAACAGCAACAGCAGCAACAACAAAGACGUCAACAUCAUCCGCAACAGCAACCACCACCACAGCCGGCGCAACCGCAGCAGCAACAACAGAAUCAUCAUCAUCAUCAUCAUCAUCGACCUCACGCUCACCCCCAUCAUGGUCAACCGCAGCCGCAGCAACAACAGCAACAGCAACAACCACAGCAGCAACAACAGCAGCCGAGUUCGGUAACGUCGACCACUUCUGGCCCCGAACUGAUCUCUGCUGACGAAAAAGCAGUCAUAUCAGGUAUUUAUCAACACUACUUCCGCGCAAUGCGCGCUCACAAUUAUCAGCACCGGCAGCAGCAACAGCAGCAACCGCAGCAGCAACAAACUACGCAGCAGCAUCGAACGACUCAUCAACUUCAUCAUCAACCUCACCAAAGCGACCGAAGUUCCUCCUCGUCGGUAACGCCGACGGCUACGUCGAUCUCUGGCAUUCUACGGCAAACGUAUCAGCAGACGUAUAACGCGACGAAUUCGAGUUCGUCGAGCCAUCUGCGGGCAGCGACAGCCUCGGCAAUCGGGCACCACCCGUACAGACGGCCGUCGGCGGCGUUGUUAUCGCGCGCAGCGUCGCACGUUGGUCAGCAGGCUUCUUCCUCAUCUUCCUCGUCCUCUUCUUCUUCCUCGACGUCGAUCGGUGCUUCCAGCGGUGUUUCCUCUGGCGGCGUUUCCAGCGUGUACGCGAGCACGAUACACAGGCAUCACGCGACCUCGCUACACGCCCUUCAGGCGGCCGGUUUUUACGAAACGCCCGGUUAUCACGCGCUUUUGCCGCAGAGUUAGAUGUCCACCAGCAGCACCAACAGCGUGAACCCGCUCCAGACCGACCCCGUUGCCAGCGUUCAUUUAUUCACCUAAUCCGGCUGCAAAGCCGUGCUCUCUCUUCCCUAUUGUACGACUUAUCUCUUCCAUACUCGUUAAAGAGCAUACGGGUUGGUCUAACUCUGCCUAGUACACUCGGGAAACAUCUAUCUCUGCGACGUACAUGCUACUUCUACUUACGUGUAUCCACUCUAUGUACGCGGAUGUAUACGCAUACGUGUAUAUGUAUGUAUCGUCGUCGACGCGACGAUCGUACGUGCCGUGCACUCCGUUCUUGGCAGUAGUGUGUGCGGGUGUCCGGACGGACGGACGGACGGACGGACAGACAGAAAGACAGAAAGACAGACAGACAGACAGACGAGCAGAAAGCCACAGAAUAAACACCCAACGCGUAUACACCACCAUCUCCACUAUUACCGUCACACACAGACUCGCGUUCGAACCAGGGACAGAUGGAGGGAACCACGACGGGCAACCGUGAAACGGUCGUCCGUGUACGCAUCGACCGAUUUCAUCCACCUGCGAUACGUGUGCGCUGCUCAGGUAUAAAAAUCCAUUUGCUUAGGCCCUGUAUUAACGACUUAUUUUUAGCCGGUAUACUUUCCAUCGGAGACACGAGAUUUUCUCUGCGUAAAUUCCUGAAACUCGAAUGCCUUUCUUUGCUACGCAAACAUCGUGCAUACGCGGUCGUGCCUCUCGUUCUACCUCCGCCGUAGUGGCGACGGCGGCAGCAGCAUCGGCGACGGCGGCGGCCCCUUUCGCUCUUUUUCCCAUCCUCGGUUCUCGAAUACCGUCGGAUCGCCAACACGCAUCGGUCGACAGUAUUUUUAGGGCGUACGAUCGAUGCCCCCGUGUUCGUCUAUACCUUGCCGAUACGCGUCUCUAUAACCUUUAGACUCGUUUUCCAACGAACCUUAUCGGUCGACGCAUCGCUAUUUUCCAACGGUUUAUAGUUUCUUACUUCUCCGUGCUUUCGUACAACCUAACCUCCCGGACCCGAUCGACAAUCAUCGUAAUCGCAAGUGCCAAAACGCAACGGACGUACGUUAUCAUCCGCAACAGGGUGGAAGCGCAAGUUUGCCAAACAAAGAGCACGUACGGAGACACUUGUUUUUCUUUUCUUCUUUCUGCUUUUUGUUUCGCGAGCACAUACAGGAAAUGGCAGUGUGCUCCGUCGUAGCGAUCGCAGUUGUCCUGCUCUAACGGAAUGUCCCUCUCGCCCUUUCUCCGCCUCUCUGUUCGUCCUUCUCUAGCCGGCUCGCGUUGUUCGUUCCUCCGGACCUCUUCGUCCCUCUCUCGCUUCGUCUCUGUCCGUUUCACGGCGGAACAUCUCUAGAAACCCGUGGUCCGAGAGAGCCGGGGCAGGAUUUCUUCUUUUUUGUCCUGCGCCCUUUUCAAAGAGCGCGCUCAAGGAGAAACGGACGGGGACCGUAUUUCGUUACACGGUAACGAUCGAUCAACGUGACCGCACGACCGCACCGGCGGUACGGGCGAGCCGUGGCGAAGCGAGACGAAGCGAGGCGAGGCGAGGCGAAACGAGACGACGGGUCGGGACGAACGGGACGG